Budorcas taxicolor (takin) is the source of this 792-nucleotide messenger RNA. RefSeq names its product melanoma-associated antigen 8-like. Gene Ontology annotation, biological process: negative regulation of transcription by RNA polymerase II. Gene Ontology annotation, cellular component: nucleus. The coding region runs from base 1 to 792 and encodes 263 amino acids. The transcript has a single exon. NCBI's taxonomy places the organism in Eukaryota, Metazoa, Chordata, Mammalia, Artiodactyla, Bovidae. The record is from RefSeq and is a predicted model, not a curated record.
AUGAGUGAGCUAAGGAAGCCCAAGAAAGACCUUCAGGACCCAGGCGAGGCCCAGGGCCCGGAGGAAGCACAGCUCUUGGGGGCUGAGGGAGGGGAGGCAGCAACCCCCUCAGCCUCUUCCCGCCCAGUCUCUUUGUGCGCCGCUGAAGAGGCCUUGCCCCAGGAAGCUCUGAAUAAAAUGGUGGCUAACAUGGUGAAGUUCCUGCUCUGCAAGUAUCGAGCCAAGGAGCCAACCUCUGAUGCCGAAUUGCUGCAUACGGUCCUCGGAGGUAACCAGGAGCACUUCCCGGAGGUCUUCCGCCAAGCGGUUGAAUGCGUUCUGCUGGUCUUUGCUAUAGAUGUGAGGCAGGUAGAAACUGCGCCCAUCUACAUCAUGGUUCCCUGCCUGGGCCUCACCUGUGAUGUGAUACAGAGCGGUGAGCAGGGCCUGCCCAAGGCCGGCCUCCUGGUGGUGGUCCUCAGCCUGAUCCUCCAGAAUGGGGAUCGCGGCCCUGAGGAGGAGAUCUGGAGAGCACUCAACAAGAUGGGAGUGUAUGUUUGGAAGGAGCACUCUAUCUUUGGGGAGCCCAGGGAGCUGCUGACCCAAGUGUGGGUGCGAGAGGGGUACCUGGAGUACCGGCAGGUGCCUGACAGUGACCCUGCUCGCUUCGAGUUCCUGUGGGGUCCCCGGGCCUUUGCGGAGACCAGCAAGGAGAAAUUCACAGAGUAUCUGCUCAGGGUCAACCGAAGGGCUUUUAGGUCCUUCCCAUUCCCUUCUGCAGAGGCUGUGAGGGAGGAGAAAGAGGGGUCCUGA